This is a messenger RNA of Mytilus trossulus (common blue mussel), 867 nucleotides long. Its product is annotated as toll-like receptor 4. Gene Ontology annotation, biological process: inflammatory response; toll-like receptor signaling pathway; immune response. The record is from RefSeq and is a predicted model, not a curated record. Lineage: Eukaryota; Metazoa; Mollusca; Bivalvia; Mytilida; Mytilidae. Gene Ontology annotation, molecular function: transmembrane signaling receptor activity. Gene Ontology annotation, cellular component: plasma membrane. The coding region runs from base 1 to 867 and encodes 288 amino acids. The transcript has a single exon.
AUGAAAGACCUUGAAAUUCUGGACAUUAACUGGAAUCAAAUAAUGUACUUAUCACCAAAUGGAAUGCAGCAUUUAGAGAAAUCGUUUGCAAAAAACGUUUCAAUUAAUAUGCUGAACAAUCCCCUGCAUUGUUCGUGUGAUUCUGUAAUCUUUUUACAAUGGAUACCAAAACAUAAAAAUCAUUUCAAAUAUUUUGAUAAUUACACAUGCAGUAAUAAAGGUAGUGAUUUUGAGAUAAGUAAGACAAAUCUUCUUUUGAAGAAAGACUGUGCCUCCUAUAUGGAAGUGAUAGUGCUCUCAGUUAUUUUUAUAAUAGCUUUCAUAGCUGUUGUUGGUACAUCGAUGAUUAACCGCUUUCGGUGGAAGCUGCGAUAUUGGUACUAUGUUAUGAAAGGAGCGUACGGAUAUAAUCGUGUUGAAACUGAUGAUCACUACCAAUUUGACGCAUUUGUGUCAUACGCAGACAGAGAUCAACACUUUCCUAAGGAUGAGAUGGUAGACUACCUGGAAAAACAAAGAGUUUUCCGGUUAUGUAUACAUCACAGAGAAUUAAUUGCAGGAUGUGGAAUAGCAGAAACUAUCACGAAUGCUAUCCACAACAGCAGAAAAGUUGUCUGCGUACUUUCGGAGGAUUUUCUGAAAUCCGAAUGGUGCAUGUAUGAAUUUAAUAUUGCUUUGACAGAAAGUAAAGUCUCCAGACAAGGUCAGAACAUGAUAAUCAUGCUCCGAUUAGGUCGGAUGGAUAUGAAGAAUAUCCCCACUGAGAUUAUGUACAUUUUAAAAGAGGAUACUUAUAUAGAAUAUCCCGAGAACGAAGAUGAUAGAGAUAUAUUCUGGGAAGAUUUUGCUGGAUCUUUAAACUUAUAG